GCUGAGUUACCCUAGCUAACAUUUCCUCUUCCACACACACACACCCACUCAUGGCGACUCGGAGAGUUUUAUCAUCUCUUCUCCGUUCAUCUUCCGGCAGAUCUGCUUCCAAAUUAGGCAACCGUAACCCCAGGCUUCCUUCUCCUUCACCCGCGCGUCACGCCGCUCCAUGUAGCUACCUCCUCGGCCGCGUCGCCGAGUACGCGACCUCUUCACCGGCAAGCUCAGCUGCGCCGUCUUCUGCUCCUGCUAAGGAUGAGGGGAAGAAGACCUAUGAUUACGGUGGCAAAGGUGCGAUCGGGCGUGUUUGCCAGGUCAUCGGUGCCAUUGUUGAUGUGAGAUUCGAGGAUCAGGAAGGAUUGCCUCCGAUCAUGACAUCUCUCGAGGUGCAGGAUCAUCCCACAAGGCUGGUGCUUGAGGUGUCUCAUCACUUGGGUCAAAAUGUCGUCAGGACCAUUGCUAUGGAUGGUACUGAGGGUCUUGUCCGUGGAAGGAAAGUUCUCAACACUGGUGCUCCAAUCACUGUGCCUGUUGGAAGAGCGACCCUUGGACGUAUCAUGAAUGUUCUUGGAGAACCCAUUGACGAGAGGGGCGAAAUUAAGACCGAACACUACUUACCUAUUCACAGAGAUGCACCGGCUUUGGUUGAUCUAGCUACUGGGCAAGAGAUCCUGGCCACUGGUAUUAAGGUUGUUGAUCUUCUUGCUCCUUACCAAAGAGGAGGAAAGAUUGGUCUCUUUGGCGGAGCUGGUGUUGGGAAAACUGUGCUUAUUAUGGAACUGAUCAACAAUGUUGCAAAAGCUCAUGGUGGUUUCUCUGUGUUUGCUGGUGUGGGAGAACGAACCCGUGAAGGCAAUGACUUGUACAGAGAAAUGAUUGAGAGUGGUGUCAUCAAGCUAGGCGAGAAGCAGUCCGAGAGCAAGUGUGCUCUAGUGUAUGGACAAAUGAAUGAGCCCCCGGGUGCCCGUGCUCGUGUUGGACUGACUGGUUUGACUGUUGCCGAGUAUUUCCGUGAUGCUGAAGGCCAGGAUGUCUUGCUUUUCAUUGACAACAUCUUCCGUUUCACCCAGGCCAACUCUGAAGUGUCUGCUUUGCUGGGUCGUAUCCCGUCUGCUGUGGGUUACCAGCCAACUCUGGCUUCCGAUCUUGAUCCUGCUCCUGCCACAACUUUUGCUCACUUGGACGCCACAACUGUGCUUUCAAGACAGAUUUCUGAGCUUGGUAUCUACCCUGCUGUGGAUCCUUUGGAUUCGACGUCCCGUAUGCUCUCGCCCCACAUUCUUGGUGAGGAGCACUACAACACUGCUCGUGGUGUGCAAAAAGUGCUACAGAACUACAAGAACUUGCAAGAUAUUAUCGCCAUUUUGGGUAUGGAUGAGCUAAGUGAAGAUGACAAGCUGACUGUUGCCCGUGCCCGUAAGAUCCAGAGAUUCUUGAGUCAGCCAUUCCAUGUUGCUGAAAUCUUCACUGGUGCCCCUGGAAAAUAUGUCGACCUUAAAGAAAACAUCAACAGUUUCCAGGGUUUGUUGGAUGGCAAGUACGAUGAUCUUUCCGAACAAUCGUUUUACAUGGUUGGAGGUAUCGAUGAGGUGGUUGCAAAGGCAGAGAAGAUCGCUAAAGAGUCGGCAGCUUAAGGGAUUAUUGAUUCAUCUCUUUCAUAUGCUUAAUACUUCUCUUCUUCUUUUGUUGACAAUAACGAAAAAAAAAACAAGGGCAAUGCUUUAGGCUGUUCUGCUGAUGCAUUGUGAUCAUUGUGAGUGUGAGAGAUAGUACGGAGAAAACAGAUUCAUUCGUUGAAGUUUUUGAAUUGGAAUAAAGGAGACAAGUGUUGAUGUUUUCAAUCUCUCCACAUUUGUGUUCAAGCUUUUGUAUUAAGGAUUUACAGAAUUCAAUGUUUUGCUGUUCAAAGUAACAGACUCAUUUGACAAGAAAUGUUAGAAUAUCAG
This is a messenger RNA of Arabidopsis arenosa, 1946 nucleotides long. The record is from the annotation of a GenBank genome assembly. Lineage: Eukaryota; Viridiplantae; Streptophyta; Magnoliopsida; Brassicales; Brassicaceae.